CAGAUUUCAAUCGGAGAAAUUUCCAGAUCCGACACAGCGUUUCCUUGGUCCCUUCGGGCCCUGGAAGAUACAAUUCCGUGUGAAAACUCCAAGCACAAGCCGGAGCCGUCGAACAAGUGAGAACUCUCCCCGAUUGGGUGAAAUACAGGAUAUUUGACCUUAGCUAAUUGAUUGCCCUAAUGUCUGACGAGAGAUUAGCAAGCAUGCAAGAUUACGCACGUCGAACCAAGUCAUCAUCGCUGCCCAUAUUUUCCCCAUAUGGCCUCGUCAGCAAAGCGACUUUAGCAUAUGUUGGGAAUAGGCGAGGGACAACAAGAUGUGCAUAUCAAUGGAAGCAUAGAGAGCAGCACCCAUUCCCCGGCUUAGGACGUCGCCGCAAGUCGACAAAGCCAGUGCUCCUUGCAUACAAUAGCAAUGGUAUUGACAUGAAAGCCAUCAUGAUAGAGAACUACCUGAAAGACCUCGGGCCGCUAAAGGCCGCGCUCGACUAUUGCACCCUUGCAACUGCCUGCCAGAUCGCCCUUGAAGGCCGUGGGCCUCCAGAUUUCCAAGACCAGGUCAUAGCGACCAAAACAAUAUUUGUAGCGGCUCUCGGUUUAACUGGUGGCAUAUCGAUGGCAUUGUAA
Molecule: messenger RNA, 626 nt
Organism: Paecilomyces variotii
Lineage: Eukaryota; Fungi; Ascomycota; Eurotiomycetes; Eurotiales; Thermoascaceae
Exons: 3
Coding region: 180-626 (148 amino acids)
Source: RefSeq, a predicted model, not a curated record